This is a messenger RNA of Aphidius gifuensis, 6442 nucleotides long. Its product is annotated as rap guanine nucleotide exchange factor 6-like. NCBI's taxonomy places the organism in Eukaryota, Metazoa, Arthropoda, Insecta, Hymenoptera, Braconidae. The transcript is spliced from 10 exons. Bases 1330 to 5592 code for a protein of 1420 amino acids. Gene Ontology annotation, biological process: Ras protein signal transduction; positive regulation of GTPase activity. Gene Ontology annotation, molecular function: protein binding; guanyl-nucleotide exchange factor activity. The record is from RefSeq and is a predicted model, not a curated record. Gene Ontology annotation, cellular component: apical plasma membrane; plasma membrane.
AUUCAACUACUACAUAUAAAUUAAACAAGCAUUUGUGAAUAUAUAUUUAACAAAAAUAUAGUACAAACACAUGAAAAUUAUAUGAAGUUGUAUAUAGAGUAAAACCAUGCAGGAGAGGGUACAUGAAAAUAUUUAAAAUAAAUUUUUAGCUUCACAUUUGUGCUUGGAAUCUUGUGAGCGACAUAUCUCACAGUUUAGUUUUGUAAAAAUUUAUCUCAAUGUUUAUAUUUUAAUGUAAAUUUUAAACACGUACAAGUAAGAUAUAAUUUGAAUGUCUUCAACUCUUGUCUCAACAAGAUAUUAUUUUUUUUCAACAAACCCACCUUAUAGUAGAAUAAAAAAAAAUCAUUUAUCAUUUACUAUCAUUUACCUUUUGCAGGGUAUUUAAUUAUUUUAAAAUUUAUUUAAAAAAACAAAAUAGGUGCUUAUCUCGUGCUUCAAACACGUGUAUAUAUUUCUAUCCGCGCUUUUAUAAAUUAAUUUUCGGUUGGGUUCGGUAAUUCUCGGUUCAGUCUGUUAUAAUAACUCUCAUUUUUUAUUUUUUUAUCUCUCUUAUACAUUGUGUCUCUUUUUUUUUCCUCAUCCGAGGAGUGUUUUAUCGUUAUAUUCGUUGGAAGAGAAAAAUAAUAAAAAUAAAAAAAAUUGUCGAAAGCAAACGAGUCAACCAGUCAGUGAAUGCACGCGCCUUUGGUCGCGCGUUCAACCAGAAAACACAAAAUCCACGCUCUUUCAUUUAUCAAAAUUUCUUAAAUUUUUUUUGAUUUAUAUACAAAAUUAUUUAUCUAGUUUAUUAUUACUAUUGUUUUCUUUUUUUUCUAUAAUUUCUCUUUUAUUUACUCAACUCAUCAACAUUUAUACAAUUAAAAAACCAAGUGAUUCAGUGAUGUGAGUGACUAAUGCAAAGUGAUACAAUUACCAAUGAAAUCAUAUUUUUGAUUCAUAAAAAAAUAUUAAUAUUAUUAUUUGAUAAAUGCAUAGUUUGUGAAAAUUUAAAAAAAAAUCAUAAAAAAGAGAAAAGGAAGUGUGAUACAGUAGUGAUGAUAUGUUUGCUUGACCGAAUUCCACGUGAACGUUUCCGCUGAUCAUUCAGCGGACUUUCGCUUUGGUAAAUGGACGCAAUUUAACCAAGCGUUAUAUUGACGCUUGAUUAGAAAAAUAAUAAAUAUUUAAAAUAAGAAAUAGUUUAAACAUAUUAUAUUAAAAAUAUAACAAGGAAAAUAUAUUUUAUAAAAAUCAUAUGUCAAAGUAGAUAUAGUGUUGAAAAUGGAUAAACAAAUAUAUAAAUAAUUUAAAAAAUUAUUACAAUACAAUAAUUAUACAUAUAAUAAUAUGUUGAAACAUAGAAAAAAAUUAUCAUUGGGUAUAAAACGACCCCGACCGAUCAUCAUGAGGGAAAAACGAGGUCGUUCUGGUACAAAAAGUUGGCCUGGUACACCAUACACAAUGUCAAUCACCUCAUUCGAGAUUGAUUACGCGGAAGUUCAUGGAGGUGGAAGAAUGCAUCGUCCACCACAUCCUCAUCCCAUCACGGAUCAUCGUCAAGUCAAUUUGGUUUUUGACGAUACGUUUGAUCAAAGUUCAGCGAGGAUGGAUGCUUUUGGCAUGUAUCAAUUUACGCAGGGCUUGACUGGUAGGCCUGAGCUUUAUCAAAAAUCAAAUAGAAGUAGUCAUUCAAGUGAUACAAGCUCAGCAUAUAGUGGAUCCGACACCAUGACAUCUGUACAGGGUUCUCUUGAUGCAGACAAUGAUGAUGUUGAUUUUACUGGCCUCGUUGAAUCAAUUGUUGAUAGUGAUGAAGAAGAAGAUCUUGCUGAAAGUAUGGACAGUCUUACUGUUAGAGAUACAGUACGUGAAUGCUUGGAAAAAGAUCCAGCAGAAAGAACUGAAGAUGAUAUUGAAAUAUUAUUAGAAUUUACUCAACAUCUUAAAGCAUUUACAAAUAUGACCCUAGCUGUUAGACGUGCACUAUGUGCUGUUAUGGUAUUUGCUGUUGUUGAGCCAGCUGGUAUGGUUGUAUUAAAUGAUGGUGAAGAAUUAGAUAGUUGGAGUGUAUUAAUAAAUGGUGCUGUUGAAGUUGAACAUAAUGAUGGUUCAGUUGAACAAUUACAACUUGGUGACAGUUUUGGUAUAUUACCAACAAUGGAAAAAUUAUUACAUCGUGGAGUUAUGAAAACAAAAUGUACUGAUUGUCAAUUUGUGUGUGUAACACAAGCUGAUUAUUUUAGAAUUCAGCAUCAAGGUGAAGAAAAUACAAAAAGACAUGAAGUUGAUGGUCGUGUUAUACUUGUUACUGAAUUACGUGGUGCUAUUGAUGGUAAUACACGUCGUGGUCAUGUUGUUAUACGUGGUACACCAGAACGUUUAAUGUUACAACUUAUUGAAGAAAAUAGUAUAACUGAUCCAACAUAUGUUGAAGAUUUUUUAUUAACACAUCGUACAUUUAUUGAUAGUCCAUUACAUGUUGCAAAUCAAUUACUUGAAUGGUUUAAUCAACCACAAGUACGUGAUCGUGUUGCACGUGUUGUAUUAUUAUGGGUUAAUAAUCAUUUUACUGAUUUUGAAACAGAUCCAGAAAUGAUGGAAUUUUUAGAAUCAUUUGAAACUGGUCUUGAGCAUGAAAAAAUGCUUGGACAACAAAGAUUAUUAAAUAUUGCAUGUGCUGCUAAAGCACGUACACGUAAUGUUACACUUGCACGUCCAUGUCGUGAUGAAGUAUUAAAUUUUAGUAUACUUGGUGGUUAUGAAAGAGGAUAUGGUAUAUUUAUAUCAAAAGUUGAUAAAAAUUCAAAAGCUGAAGAUGUUGGUUUAAAACGUGGUGAUCAAAUAUUAGAAGUUAAUGGACAACGUUUUGAUCAUGUUAGUCAUGCACGUGCAUUAGAAAUAUUACGUGGUUCAACACAUUUAAGUAUAACUGUUAAAUCAAAUCUUUUACAAUUUAAAGAAAUGCUACAAGUACCAGAUAAUUCACCAAGACCACGUGGACGUGUUAAUAGACCAGAAUUACAAAAAAUACAAGAUCCAAGAUCAAGAUUAUCAACAUUAGUUGAUCCAAUUAUAAAUGGUAAUCAAUUAAAUACAAUGAUUGGUGGUGUACCAUUAUUAAUAACAGAUAAUAAUUCAUCACCAUGUAAAGAUAUUAAAAAAGAAAAUAAAGGCUUUAUGACACUUGGUCCAAGAAAAAGAUUUCAAAAAGCACUAAUGAAAAUGAAUUUAUUACCAAAGAAUAUUAUUAAUGAUGGUGUACAUCAUCAUCAUCACCAUCAUCACGAUGAUUCAAUAGCACCACCACAUACACCACCAGGUACAACACAAACAUCAACAACAACAGCAACAACAACAACAAAUUUAUAUCAUUCACGUAGUAAUCCAGAUUUAACGUCAUUAUAUUGUUAUGAUGAUAUACGUUCAACUGAUUAUCCUGAGCAUGUUUUAAAAGUAUAUAAAGCUGAUCAAACAUGUAAAUAUUUACUUGUACAUAAAGAAACAACAGCACAUGAAGUUGUUAUGCUUGCAUUACAAGAAUUUGGUAUUACCGAUUCAAGUUCAAUGUAUUCACUUGCUGAAGUUAGUGUUGGUGAGGGUGGUAUGAUUAAACAACGUAGAUUACCAGAUCAAUUACAAAAUCUUGCUGAAAGAAUUGGUCUUAGUUCAAGAUAUUAUUUAAAAACAAAUGGUAUUUCUGAAACACUUGUUGCUGAUGAACAAGCACCAGAAUUAAUACGUGAUUCACAAGUACAUUUUUUACAAUUAAAUGCUGUUGAAGUUGCAAUACAAUUAACAUUACAAGAUUUUAGUAUAUUUCGUCAAAUUGAAUCAACUGAAUAUGUUGAUGAUUUAUUUAAACUUGAAAGUAGGUAUGGUGUACCUAUGUUGAGUGAAUUUUCUGAACUAGUCAACAGAGAAAUGUUUUGGGUUGUAACUGAAGUUUGUUCUGAACAUAAUAUUGUUAGAAGAAGUAAAAUAAUUAAACAAUUUAUUAAAAUAGCACGUCAAUGUAAAGAAUGUAAAAAUUUUAAUUCAAUGUUUGCUAUUAUAUCUGGUCUUGGUCAUCUUGCUGUAUCAAGAUUACGUGCAUCAUGGGAAAAAUUACCAAGUAAAUAUCAAAAAUUAUUUAGUGAUUUACAAGAAUUAAUGGAUCCAAGUAGAAAUAUGAGUAAAUAUCGUCAACUUGUAUCAUCUGAACAAACACAACCACCAAUAAUACCAUUUUAUCCAGUUGUUAAAAAAGAUUUAACAUUUAUACAUCUUGGUAAUGAUUCACGUGUUGAAAAUCUUGUUAAUUUUGAAAAAUUAAGAAUGAUUGCUAAAGAAGUUAGAACAUUAACAAAUAUGUGUUCAUCACCAUAUGAUUUAUUAACAAUGCUUGAAAGAAGUGGUCAACCACCAAGUUCAGCAAUGGUUGCACUUAAUCAAAUGACAACAGCAAAUCAAGGUGGACAAACAGCAACUGUUAAAAGAAGAAAAAAAUCAACAGCUACACCAAACCCAAAAAAAAUGUUUGAAGAAGCACAAAUGGUUCGACGAGUUAAGGCUUAUCUUGCUAAUAUGAAAGUUAUUACUGAUGAAGAACGUUUACAUGGUUUAUCAGUUGAAUGUGAACCACAUGCUGCUACAGUUACAGUUGCCGCAUCAGUACCAAUGGGUGGUAGUAGAGGAAGACGUCAUCCAUCACCAACAUUAUCAACAACAAGUAGUGCCAGUAGUACAAGUGAGGGCAGAAAAAGUAUUCAAGGUACAAAGUUUGGAGCAGCAUCACCACAAGCAGUGAGAAAAAUGCUUGCUCUAUCAGAUCCACAUAAAACAAGACCAUAUCAACCAAAACAUUGUCCACCUGCAUUACCAGUUCCUGGUUUAGCACUACAUUCCAGUGGACUUGAACCAAGUCCUGGUGCACCACGUCGUGUUGGUUCUGGUAGUCGUGUACCAAUGCAUGAAAGAUCACACAGUGAUACACCAUCAAGUUUACCACCACCAGUUGAUCUAAGUGCUGAGAGUAGUAGUGUAACAAGUCUCAGUAAUUUACAACCACUUAGAAAAACACUAACAAGUGGUUCAGUGACGAGCAGUGAUAGUGGUCACAGUACACAGCUUGACAGUCACAGUGGAAGCAGCGUGGAAGCUGGUGGAAGUCCGCCACCUACCCAAAGGCGGCAUUCUUCCAUGCAAGGACCAAUGCGAGGUGGACUACCUCCAUUUCCCCAUGCAGUCGCAGUGUUACCUCCGCUUCCUGUCAACCACAAUCAUCUUCAUCAUAAUGCUCACCAUCAUCAACACCAUUACGACCAACAAUCCCAACCCCCCCGAGGUACUGGCAGUACGGGAAUUGGAUUGGGCAUGGGACUACAUGGAUCAUUGCAUCAAAGUGGAGGUGGUACAUUUAUGAUGACAAAUAACAUGAUGAUGGGAAGUAAUGGAAUUAUGAUGAGACCGGGACUUGGAUCUGUUGGUGCAUGUCGUCAACCACCAGCGUACAAAGUUGCUGCACAAAUGGCUAGAUUGCAUAGACUUGGUCGUGCUCACAGUCAUGAAGGAGUUACUUAUCGCACCAAUCACGAGGAUGAUGAUGAUGAUGCUCAAGUGUCGGCUGUGUAAAUAUAACUACUAAUAUUGUGAGGAAUUAAAAAAAAAAAAACUUCUUCACCGUCCUUAAUUAAUUUUUCUUCUGUCGAUAUUUGUCUCUAUCAAUUCGACAAACACAAUUGUGAUUUAUAAAUUGUAUUUUAUUUUUUAUUUUUUCACUCCGAGUACAAUGAAGUUGAGUACAAUAUUGGAAAAUAAAAAUUAAUAUUAUUAUCAUAUUGAUUUUUAAAUGUACGCGCAUAUGUUGUGCAUUGUUUUAAUGAAUUUUUCAUUUUGCAAAUUUGAUCCAAUGAAGCUCAAGAUUAAUUUAAAAAAAAUACAAAAACAAUUAAAUUUUGCAUUUUGAAUUGAAGAGAAAAAGUAAUGAAUAAAUAAAUCAAAGCUUUAAGUUGUAUUUGUCAAUAUAAAUAAUGAUAAUAAAUUAUUCAAAUAAUAAUAAUUUGAUAAAUUAAAUGUCAUUAAAAAGGCAAUAAAUAAAUUGACCAGUAGUUAUUGAAAUUAUUGACAAAUAAAAUAAUUAAAAUAAACACACAAAGAACAAAUAAUAACAAGUAUAAAAAAUAAUAACAAAAGAAGAAAAUUAAUAAUUAAGAACUCGAGUAUAAAAUGUUAACAUAAAAAAAAAUCUACAUUAAUGUGUAAUAAAUUGAACCCAAAGAUGUUAUAUAUCGUGUAAAACAGUUGAUUAAAUUAUCAACAAUCUGUAUAAUAUUUAAUUUAAGCUUAGGCCCUUUUAAAAACUCCGUAGUUACAUAAGUUGGUGUAAAUAGAAUAUUAAAAAAAAAAAAUAGAAUAAUAAUUUUUAAGGCCAAUGAGAAGAUUCUAGAAUUAAGAGCAGAAAAAAAAAAAAGAAAAAAAAACA